CCCGUGAUGUCAGCGCUUCUUGGAUGCUGGUGCUGUUUGCAUGAUUACAUUGCAUUGUUUGUAACUGACAACAAAUACGGAUCAGAAGAAAGAGGAGAUGCCUCGUUUUUAAUGACCUCCCAGUAUGCCCCAUCGCCCGUCACGUCCCUUACCUGGCAUGUGGAGGUAGCUUCAUGUGUUUUUUAUUUAUUUUGCGCUCAUUGGAUGUUGAGCAUUCCAGUGCCUUUCAACAGGAGUGUGGGGCUGCAGCGGGGUGUACUGUCAGAGCUGCGCGUGGAAGCUUAUUACAAGCGUCAGGUAAUAUUUGAGAUGAUCCGUUUCUUUCAAAUGCACCACAUCCACCCAUGUCAUGUGCACUAGUAUAAGGCUUGCGGUGUCUUUGAUUAGCUCCAGACAGUGCGCUUACAGUCACCGGUAGAGAGCUGUGUCAUUCGUGGCAAUAACAACAGUAACAAUCCGGUUUUAGAUUUUUUCAAUUAUUAUUUUUUUCCCCUAACUGGAAGAUUUUAAUAUCGCAAUGGACAGGUUACAUUCGUCCAUGCGUAAAAGGCUCUACAGUUUGCCACAACACAUAGGGCACAAAGCCUCGAUCAUUGGCGAAGGAGAAGACGGCGACAAGGACACCAGGAGGAAGAGUAUCAGGAUGAAGCCGUUACCUUCGCCGUCCUCCGCAGGAAGCUGCAAAGGCAUCGGGGAGACCAAAAGCGGAGACGUGAUUAUGGAAACGGACAUCGGGAGACCCAUAAAGACCAGCUCGAAUGGGGACUGUAGGAGGUUUGGAGACAGUCUCUCGUCCAUCACUGGACGACAUGUCCACGACUCUGACUCUGCGGAAGAGAGGCGCCUCAUCACCGAAGGGGAUGUAACCCCCAGCGGCGAGAGCCCACCGGGAGCUCUAGAUUGUGGUUCGGAACUGGGAGCGCAAGGCGGAGGUGCACAGCAGGCAUCUCCGGAUGAACAAUCAAGCUUCAUAAAGUUGGAUGGCAUCGAUCAAAUUAUGCCGGACGACGAGAGAUUGUACCAGGCUGGCUUCAUUCAUAGGCAGUUCGGAGCAAUGCUCCAACCGGGGGUCAACAAGUUCUCCUUACGGAUGUUUGGAAGUGAAAAGGCGGUAGAAAGGGAACAAGAGCGGGUUAAAUCCGCCGGAUUUUGGAUAAUUCAUCCCUACAGUGAUUUCAGGUUCUAUUGGGACCUGACCAUGCUGCUGCUGAUGGUGGGCAACUUGAUCAUCAUCCCCGUGGGCAUCACCUUCUUCAAGGACGAGCACACGCCGCCCUGGAUCGUCUUCAACGUGGUGUCGGACACCUUCUUCCUCGUGGACCUGGUGCUGAACUUCCGCACGGGCAUCGUGAAGGAGGACAACACCGAGAUCAUCCUGGACCCCCAGCAGAUCAAGAUCAAGUACCUGCGGAGCUGGUUCGUGGUGGACUUCAUCUCCUCCAUCCCCGUCGACUACAUCUUCCUCAUCGUGGAGACGCGCAUCGACUCGGACUUCUACAAGACGGCCCGCGCCCUCCGGAUCGUCCGCUUCACCAAGAUCCUCAGCCUCCUGCGCCUGCUCCGCCUCUCCCGGCUCAUCCGCUACAUCCACCAAUGGGAGGAGAUCUUCCACAUGACCUAUGACCUGGCCAGCGCGAUGGUGCGCAUCGUCAACCUCAUCGGCAUGAUGCUGCUGCUGUGCCACUGGGACGGCUGCCUGCAGUUCCUGGUGCCCAUGCUGCAAGACUUUCCUGCCGACUGCUGGGUGUCAAAAAACAAGAUGGUGAAUGACACGUGGGGUCAGCAGUACUCCUACGCCCUGUUCAAAGCCAUGAGCCACAUGCUGUGCAUCGGCUACGGAAUGUAUCCCCCCGUGGGCAUGACCGACGUGUGGCUGACCAUCCUCAGCAUGAUCGUGGGCGCCACCUGCUACGCCAUGUUCGUCGGGCACGCCACCGCGCUCAUACAGUCCCUCGACUCCUCCCGUCGCCAGUACCAGGAGAAGUACAAACAAGUGGAGCAGUACAUGUCCUUCCACAAGCUUCCAGCGGACAUGAGGCAGAGGAUCCACGACUACUACGAGCACCGCUACCAGGGCAAGAUGUUCGACGAGGAGAGCAUCCUGGGGGAGCUGAACGAGCCGCUGAGGGAGGAAAUCAUCAACUUCAACUGUCGGAAGCUGGUGGCUUCGAUGCCCCUGUUUGCUAAUGCGGACCCUAAUUUUGUGACCUCCAUGUUGACGAAGCUGCGGUUCGAGGUCUUCCAGCCUGGUGACUAUAUCAUCAGAGAGGGCACCAUCGGCAAGAAGAUGUACUUCAUCCAGCAUGGAGUGGUGAGCGUGCUGACCAAAGGCAACAAGGAGACCAAGCUGUCCGACGGCUCCUACUUCGGGGAGAUCUGUUUGCUGACGCGGGGCCGGAGGACGGCCAGCGUGCGGGCCGACACGUACUGCCGCCUGUACUCGCUCUCCGUGGACAACUUCAACGAGGUCCUGGAGGAGUUCCCCAUGAUGAGGAGGGCGUUCGAGACGGUGGCGCUGGACCGCUUGGACCGCAUAGGCAAGAAGAACUCCAUCUUGCAGCACAAGGUCCAGCACGACCUCAGCUCCGGAGUCUUCAACUACCAGGAGAACGAGAUCAUCCAGCAGAUCGUCCAGCACGACCGGGACAUGGCCCACUGCGCCCACCUGCUCCAGACCGCCCAGCCCCCCGCCCCCCCCUCGCCCACGCCCGUCAUCUGGGCACCCCUCAUCCAGGCCCCCCUCCAAGCCGCAGCCGCCACCACAUCCGUCGCCAUAGCCCUGACCCACCACCCCCACCUCCCCGCCACCCUCUUCCGCCCCCCGCUGUCCAUGCUGGGCUCUCUCAAGGAGCCUUCCGGCUGCCUUAAGAGGCUCCACUCGGUGGUGCCGGCCUCCACCGGGCCCAGCUCGGCUGGGGACUCCCCCUUCGGCACACCUUCCAAGCCUCACCCCGGCACGGACACGCCCCUGCUGGCCUCUUUCCGAGCGCAUCACAUGACCUCGACUCUGAGCCCGCAGGCCUCCGGCGGCAGCGGGCUGCCGGGUCCCAGCGCCGCCUCCACGCCUCCCUUCGGCCGGCUCCUGGCGUCCGACUCCCCGACGUCCGGCGCCGCCGCCCAGCUCCACCGGCAGUUUCCCGAGCGGCAGUCCUUCUCCUGCGGCACCCCGCCUUUCGCGCGGCUCUUCCAGCAGGAGGCGGCCGGAGGAGCCGCGGGAGGAGCCGGCUCCCCCGGCAGUCCCCCGGCCUCCAGCUCGGCCAGCCCCGCGCUGGGUCAGCUGCAGCCUCCCCUGCCCGCGCCUCCGCAGGCCGGGUCCCUGCAGCAGUUUGCGGGCGGGGGCAGGACUUCCAGCGGCUUGAACCUCUUCUGCACGCCCUCCUCGGGCUCCCCGUCCUCCGGGAAGAGCCAGGCGGGCGCGGGCUCCCCGUCCUCCCUGCUUCAGCACGGCCUCUCCGGCCUCCAGUCGGGCUUCCUCCCCCAGCCCCCCCAGGAGCGGUCGGCCCUGGCCUCGCUGGCCCAGUACGGCUCGGGCAGCGCGUCCCCCUGCCGCACCCCGCUGGCCCCCAGCCCCACCGUCCAGAGCCCGGCGGCGGGGAGGACGUUCCGCUACAGCGAGCCGCCGAGCGCCGGCGGGUCCCUCAGCUCCCUGCUGACGCCGCAGAGCUCGUGUGCGGCUCCGCCGUCCGGCCGGGCCAGGCCCGGGGCCGAGUCGCCCCUGGGCUGCUGCUUCUCCCAGGACCUGAAACUCAUCUCCACCUCCCACCCCUCCCUGCCCCAGGAGGUGGCCCAGGCCGCCGGUCGCUCGGCCUCGCGGGAGUCCAUCCCCUGCUUCUCCCCGUUCUCCUCCCCCUCCCCGUUCUCCUCCCCGACGUUCUCGAGCAAGCCCUACAGCUCGGUCCCGGGACACGUGACUCUUCCCAGGAAAAUGUCCUCCGGGUCCAUACCUCAGACUUGUUCCCCGGGGGCGUCCCCCGCCCUCCCUCCCCGUAGAGGCUCUCCGGCCUACUCGUCCGAACUGGAGUCUGUUCGCUCCAAGCUUCCCUCCAAUUUGUGAGGUUCGAUCACACCCUCCUGUACCCUGGACUGAAAGAAACAACCUUUCAUGUGAUGCCCCCCCCCCCCCACCUUAUUCCUAGACUUCACUGUGUUUAAAUUUAGUUAUUUUAAUUCUCUCACUAUAACUGUGAUUUGAAAGAGAACAAAAAGCUUAACCAGGUGACGUAGAGCUCUAGUUUACACUCUUUAUUUUUGCUUUGUCCUCCUCCUUUUUGUCCGUAAAUAUAUAUGUAGCCUGAUAUUUAUGAAUAUUUUGUAUCCAGUGAUAGGAGGGUGUGAGAUGAUGUCCAUCAGGUGAGGCCCCUGAUUUUAUUCAUUGUUAUCUAUGCCAAAUGAACCAACAGGGGCUUCAUCAGAUAGUUCAUAGAAAAAAAAAAUAGUACUUCUUGCAGGGACCUAUGCACUAAAACCUGCAUAUAAAACAUCAUUUUUUUCCCUCCAGUGACAUUUAUCACAUUAUUAAAUAUGAGUUAUGAUCUGUUUUUUUUUCACAUUUUGGAUCUCCUAUAGUUGAUCCUUGCAUUUAUGUAUUUCAUUUAAAUUUUAUUUAUAGAUAUUACUGACUUUGCGAAAUCUUCCAGGGUGGAUAAACAACUCGAGGAUUAGAAGGAAACCAAAAAGGAUUUCUCUGGGAGUAGAAAAUCCGGCUCUUGUCCUACUUGUUUUUUACAGCAGUAUUGUAGUAAUACCAGAUGUGUUCAGAGGGGCCUGCAGUCCCUCCGUGUUGUUGGUGAAGAGAAGAAGCCGUUCCUGUAGCGGGUCAGCUGCUCUGUGUCCGGCAGCAUCCUUACAAAUUCACACCGUCUUCCAAAAUCAUGUAGUCGCUUUUAAGGGUAAAAAGGAUAGAGCCCUGCUAUCUUGGUGUGUGUGUGUGUGUGUGUGUGUGUGUGCGUGCGUGCGUGUGUGUGUAUGGGCUUCGGCUUCAUGAGAACAGGCUUACUUUUGUAAGCCAAGGCCUUCCCCGACUCUCCAAGCAGAGAUUUGCCUUUUCACGAAACGUAGGACUUCCAUCAAAGUUCUUGUGUAGCCUUGUAUACUCUGAUAACCCACCCACCAACACCUUAAAAUAUGCCAGUUGAAAUUAAAGAGUAAAGGAUACCAGUGGUGACAACGUAAAGCUAUACGUGAUUUCUGCAACAUGAAGAAAGCAGAAUGCAUUUUAUCUGCAAUAAGAAUAUAUAUUUGGCAUAGUUUAAAGGUCACAUGUAGCCAACCACUUUACAAACUCUCGACAGGUGCCACACUCCAUAAAUACAUUUUGUGCAUUGCUGAAUGUAGCUGCUAUUAGACAUCAACAAAGACAUUCUCCGUCCCAUUGAAAACCAAUUUUGAGUGAAAGAUUAUGAAUUUAUACACUUAUCAUUUUUAAUUGACAUUCAUAUUAGGCCGAGAACCGUUUUCACAAUCAAAGUUUGCGCAGCACCAUUGUGAAAGGACAUACCUUAAGUGAACUUAAAGCUCUGAUAUGGAGAAGAGUCCGAAAAGGCAAUUAAGUGGGGGGACAGAUGAACGUGUCUUUGGAAUAACUGUUUAGACGCCCGAGGGAAUUCCGUGGUCUACCUGAUCCACGAUGAAUUACUUCAAUUUGCCGAUUGAGCCGUCAAUCAAUAUAAUGAAUAAGCCGAAGGGAACAUAGAGCCCUCCCUUCCCAUGUCACUGUAUAUCAUCCGUAGGAUAAUCUCACCUGCCUGGCAGAACUUCCCACAUCAGUUUCACCCCCAGCCAUUCUGAAAAAGCAACCUUACAAGCCAGAACGAAUCAGAAGCCCGCUUUUAGCCAGAACUUUGACCUCUGCAGAGCCAAGAUCUGCUUGGCCGGUUUGGUCAGUUGGAACUCGUACACAGUGACUCAUAAACAAACAGCUGCAGGCCCUUCCAGGCAGUCCCUGCGUCCUCGUAUCCAAGCUGUGUGAAGAUGGACAAAGUCCUUUAGUCACAUGUCACUUCUGUGUGCAUAAUUGGUGUACAGAUUUCAGUGAGCAGGAGUAAAGACAGAACUGUAGGCGAUGGACUGUGGACUCUUGCCUUCGAGGUUCGGUAGCAAUAAGGGUAGCGGUCCCGAGGUGUGUCCUUUCCUGAAAAUAUGGUGCUGUGACAAAAAAAAGGAGGAAACAACAAAAUUAUGCCUUUAUUCCAAAAGACAGGGCUCCCAGUGCACUUUCCAAUUCAGUGAUUUUCCUUAUUGUAUUAACAGCAGUGUGCUGUAAAUUUACGGUGUUGUUUUAAUUGCAGUUUUUCUGAGCUUAAUUAAAACACUACCAACCUACCUGAAGUGUUGUACAUUGCUGCAAGCCUGUGACCAGUCAUGUAUACAGUCCAACGGUCAGUCAUGUAAGUUAUUGAAUUAGCACAGAUGCCCAGGCCGUGGGAGUCCGUGGGAACGUUUGCUGUUGAACGCACAGCCAGGGCCUAAAGAAAUCCAAUCCGGUCCAAUCUGCUUGAUGGUGGGCCGGGCUGUUACCCAGGGUAUCGUUUCUGUUUCAUUUCCCCCCCAUUCAGUUGUUAUUUAACAAGUUGUCCUAAACUGGAGCAUGUUGCUGUCUAAAACCUCUGAAAUAUUCAUGCCCUGUCAGUGUCUGUCUGCCACCUGGCACCUGCUCGGAUUGGCAUCCCGAAUUUCAUAAAAAACUCUGUCUUUUCCGACAGACAGACAGGAAGGAAUGACAGUUGACUGAGCAGAUUGUCAGGGCUUCCCAUUAAACCGCGGCGACAGAUAAACGGCACUGAUGCGAAAAAUAAACAAAUGUCCAAAAAUUAAAAGUCGCCUGAUUUGACCGUUGAUAAGUUUGCGAUUUCAGAGGGAGGGAGAGAGCGACGUUUGCCAAAUGGCUUCUGAAGGAUUCGCUUCAGAGGAAGGCUGAGAGGGAGCCAUGGAGAGUGAGAGAUAGAUGCAGCGAGACACUGAUAUAUUGAAAGAAUGAUGCGGUUUGACAGACAGCCACAGGGUGAAGGCAGACAGAUUUCCCAAUUGGGUAUACUCAGUUGGGGGAGAUUCUUGUUCCUGGGACAAUGAAGGCGAGCUGCCCGUGUCAUAUCACUGUUUUUUGACCAGUUGUGGAACUUUUUUUUUU
Molecule: messenger RNA, 7126 nt
Organism: Anguilla anguilla (European eel)
Lineage: Eukaryota; Metazoa; Chordata; Actinopteri; Anguilliformes; Anguillidae
Gene: hcn4
Product: hyperpolarization activated cyclic nucleotide-gated potassium channel 4
Exons: 8
Coding region: 518-4054 (1178 amino acids)
Biological process (GO): potassium ion transport; transmembrane transport
Cellular component (GO): membrane
Molecular function (GO): voltage-gated potassium channel activity
Source: RefSeq, a predicted model, not a curated record